This is a messenger RNA of Acinonyx jubatus (cheetah), 10002 nucleotides long. RefSeq names its product oncostatin M receptor (gene OSMR). Gene Ontology annotation, biological process: cytokine-mediated signaling pathway. The transcript has 18 exons. NCBI's taxonomy places the organism in Eukaryota, Metazoa, Chordata, Mammalia, Carnivora, Felidae. Gene Ontology annotation, molecular function: protein binding; cytokine receptor activity. Gene Ontology annotation, cellular component: external side of plasma membrane; membrane. The record is from RefSeq and is a predicted model, not a curated record. Bases 878 to 3763 code for a protein of 961 amino acids.
AAAACUAGUAGAAACACUUAACCAGGCAGGUUUAAAGAGAGGACAAGGAGUGCUUAAACCUUUCUUUGGGCACCACCUCCAGGUGGUGGAUACUUUAUUUUAUUUAAUUAAUUAAUUUUUUAAUGUUUAUUUUUGAAAGAGACAGAGUGCGAGCAUGCGAGGGGCAGAGAGAGGGAGACACAGAAUCCAAAUCAGGCUCCAGGCUCUGAGCUGUCAGCACAGAGUCCAACGCGGGGCUCGAGCCCAUGAACUGCGAGAUCAUGACCUGAGCCAAAAGUCCAACGCUUAACUGACUGAGCCACCCAGGUGCCCCUGGGUGGUGGAUACUUUAGGAGGAAAGGGGGGUGGAAUUGCAGUGAAACCUUACAAGUAAUGCAUCCUGUGCUAUAAUGGUGGAGGCCCUUUCAAAAGGGCUCCCAAAACCAUGCAGUGCUCAAAGAACAAAGUAGAUGAACUUGGGAAAUGUGGGGAACAUGCCCUGCAGCUCUUGGUGCUGCUGCACAGAACUCUUUCACAGGGAGCACACACCCAAGCACACUUCCUGGAUGAACAGCUUCUUUCUUUAAAAUAGAAUUUGCAUAUGACAUCACUGGGCACCCAGCCAGUUCUGAAGAGUUUGGCAACACACCCCCGUUCUUGGGAAGCAAAUGACUGGUCAUGUUGCUUCUCAUGGGUAUUAUUUAUGGUGAGGAAACUUCCCAGGAAUAAAUAUUUUAGUAAUGACGGUACAAGAAGUCCUAGCGAAGAAGGGCAGACUCACACCCUUUGCAAAAGCUGUGCCUGUAGUGUUUGUACUGAGGGGCGUUCAAAGGCAUCUUCGUUUUGCACAGAGACUAGAUUUGAAUGAGAAGUUCUACAAAAUGAAAAACCAGAACCUAUGGCUCUCUUUUCAGCCUUUCAGACAACAUUCCUCUUGGCAUUGCUGUCCUUGAAAACUUACCAGAGUGAAGUCUUGUCUGAACCUUUGUCAUUGGCCCCUGAAUCACUGGAAGUUUCCAUCGAUUCUGCACGUCAGUGUUUGCAUUUACAAUGGAGUGUCCACAACCUUGCUUAUCAUCAGGAAUUAAAAAUGGUUUUUCAGAUAGAAAUCAGUAGAAUUAAAACAUCUAAUGUCAUCUGGGUGGAGAACUAUAGCACCACUGUGAAGCGGAACCAAGUUCUGCGUUGGAGCUGGGAAUCCAAGCUUCCUUUGGAAUGUGCGAAACACUCUGUAAGAAUGAGGGGUGCGGUGGAUGACGCCCAGGUCCCUGAGCUGAGGUUCUGGAGCAAUUGGACUUCGUGGGAGGAGGUAGAUGUACAGAGUUCUCUUGGACACGAUCCAUUGUUCGUUUUCCCUAAGGAUAAGCUGGUGGAAGAAGGCUCCAAUGUCACCAUUUGUUACGUUUCUAGGAGCCAUCAAAACAACAUAUCCUGUUAUUUGGAAGGCGUACGGAUGCAUGGAGAACAACUUGAUCCAAACGUCUGUGUGUUCCACUUGAAGAACGUUCCUUUCGUUAGAGAAACUGGGACAAAUAUCUAUUGUAAGGCAGACCAAGGAGACCUUAUAAAAGGCAUCGUUCUCUUUGUAUCCAAAGUAUUUGAAGAGCCCAAGGAUUUUUCUUGUGAAACCCGGGACUUGAAGACUUUGAACUGUACUUGGGCUCCCGGGAGCGACGCUGGCUUGCUCACACAGCUUUCCCAAAGCUACACUUUGUUUGAAUCGUUUUCUGGGAAAAAGACACUUUGUAAACACAAAAGCUGGUGUAACUGGCAAGUAUCUCCAGACUCCCAAGAAAUGUACAACUUCACACUCACAGCUGAAAACUACUUAAGAAAGAGAAGUGUUCAUCUUCUUUUCAACUUGACUCAUCGAGUUCACCCAAUGGCUCCCUUUAACGUAUUUGUCAAAAAUGUAAGUGCCACAAAUGCCACCAUGACCUGGAAGGUCCACUCCAUUGGGAAUUAUUCCACGCUAUUGUGUCAGAUUGAACUCUAUGGUGAAGGAAAAGUGAUACAAAAGCAAAAUGUUUCUGUCAAGGUGAAUGGUAAGCACCUCAUGAAGAAACUGGAGCCUUCCACAGAGUACGCGGCCCAAGUGCGCUGUGCUAAUGCCAACCACUUCUGGAAAUGGAGUGAAUGGACUCGUCGCAACUUUACCACAGCUGAAGCUGCUCCCUCAGAGGCUCCUGAUGUCUGGAGGAAUAUGAAGUCAGUGCAGGGACAUUGUGUCGUGACUUUAUUCUGGAAGCCACUAUCAAAAUUGCAGGCCAAUGGGAAGAUUCUCUUCUAUAAUGUAGUUCUAGAAAAUCUAGACAGACCAUCCACCUUGAAGCUCCUCUCCAUUCCUGCUCCGGCCAAUGGCACAGAACUAACCCUCGACCAGUGUUCUUACCAAAUCCACGUCACAGCUAACAACAGUGUGGGCACGUCCCCCGCUUCGGUCAUCGCCGUGUCCGGAGACCCUGGAAACAAAGAGGUUGAAGAAGAAAGAGUCAAGGGCACAGAGGACGGAUUCUGUCUGUCUUGGAAACCCCAACCCGGAGGCGUCACGGGCUACGUUGUGGAGUGGUGUGAACGUCCAGGGGACCCGCUCUGUGAUCUCCAGUGGAAAAACCUAGGUCCCAAUACCACAAGCACAGUUGUCAGCUCAGAUGCUUUUAGACCAGGGGUUCGCUACAACUUCAGAAUUUAUGGAAUUUCUACAGAAAGGAUUCCUUAUUUAUUAGAGAAAAAAACAGGAUACUCCCAGGAACUGGUGCCUUCAGACAACCCUCAAGUGCUCAUGAGUAACCUGACCUCCUACUCCUUUACUCUGAGCUGGAAGGACUAUGCCGCCGAGUCCCAGCCCGGUUUUGUACAAGGGUACUCCCUCUAUCUGAAGUCCAAGGCUGCGCGGUGCCUCCCGGGAUCUGAAAAGGCAGUCCUCUCAGAUGAUUCAAUAUGUUGCAAAUACAAAAUUGACAACCCCAAACAGAAGACAUUUGUCGUGGAAAACCUGCAGCCGGCGUCUUUCUAUGAGUUUUUCCUCACUCCAUACACCAGUGUCGGCGAGGGCCCCCAGGGCGCUUUCACAAAGGUCACAACUCCAGAUGAAUACUCCCAUAUACUGAUACGUAUCAUACUCCCCAUGAUUUUCUCCAUUUUGCUCAUCAUGAUCUUAUGCUACUUGAAAAGUCAAUGGAUGAAGGAGAAGUGUUACCCUGACAUUCCAGAUCCUUACAAGAGCAGCGUUCUGUCAUUAAUAAAAUCCAAGGAGAACCCCCGCCUAACAAUAAUGAAUGUCAAGGACUGUAUUCCAGAUGCUAUUGAAGUCAUAAACAAGCAGGAAGGCACUAGGAAGUCACUGACAGAAACUGAACCCACCAAGCCCACCUACCUUUACCUCCUCCCAACAGAGAAGAGCCACUCCGGGCCUGGCCCCUGCAUCUGUUUUGAGAACUUUACCUAUAAUCAGGCGGCUUCUGACUCCGUUUCUUGUGGCCACGUCCCAGUAACCCCUAAAGCCCAGCCAAGUCAGCUGGGACUGUUGACAUCAUCUGAAAAUGGACCGAAGGCACUAGGAAAAAACUACGUCAACUCCCUGGGAGAAAUACCAGCUGGAGAAACUAAUUUGAAUUAUGUGUCCCAGUUGGCCUCACCCAUGUGUGGAGACAAGUCCAGUCUCCCCACAAAUCCACCAGAGCCAGCACUGUGUUCAGAGUACAAAACGCAAAUGGCCAUUCCCAUGGGUCUGGCCUCUCCUCCCUCGAUUACCCUCUUAGAUGAAGGUGAGCACGACCACUAAUCAGUAUGUACCCGUCGCAUGCCUUUCUGCUACACAGACACGAACAGGCUCGGCGGCACCAUUCUGUCACCAGAUGCCUCGGUACGUAAACCCACCGAGCGGUCACGGGGGGCGUGUGAGACCACUACGGUCCGGCUCGGUUUGAGAGGUCAGGAGCUAUGGAACUUAGCACUCCUCCUUGGAGCAGGCUUGGCUCCUGGGGACAGGCUCCCUUGCUGGUGUGCUCCAGGCCCACCUUUCGAACAGCAGGCCUGGAACCUGACAUAGAGAUAGACCCCAGACCCUCAGUACUGGACACGGGGGCUGUGGUCCCACAAGUUCAGUUUUUAGUGAGGAAAUUUUCCAUUAAGCUUUACCCCCAUGUUCAGUAUCUUUAGGGUAAAGGAACUAGAUUUAAGGUUUUAAUAAAGGCCACAGAUGAUUCGAUACUAGAGCAUGAAGUGUCAAUGUUAUUCCGGGUGUGUUUAAUGAAAAAAAUCACAGACGUUUGAGGGUAAAACAGAUUUUAGACUUGCCUUGAAGCGAUGAUAAUGUGUAGUUCACUGAUGCAGUAAAAUGAACUCUUCUGGGGGCACAGACCUUAGAAAGGUAGACACGUGAAUGAUCAGGAAGAUCCCAACUGCCUUUCCACUGAGCUUAUUGCAUGCGAGGCAAGAGCGGGACUGGCAGGGACUCUUAACUUACUGUCAGGAUAACAGCACUCCUACUUGGUAGACAUCAGUCUUUGACCGUGAUUUUUGACAACUACCUCCGAAUAGAAACGAGAAUAUGUUAUUAAUUCCAUUCACAUUUUCUGGUUCCUCUUUUUUUCAAGAACUAUACAGAAAUGACCUGUUCUCAUUUGGCACCCUUUGGUCUUUGCAAUGGUCUGGGUCAAGAAAAUACCCUCACUGUCUUCAUUUAUAUUCCUGUUAUGCUAACAUAAUGAAUAAAGUGCACCCCCAUCGUUGGGCAUGGUUUAGACAUAAUUGUAAAAAGCUCUAUACAGGGUGGGGAAAUUCUGUAUUCGCUCAGCAGCGGCUUUGUCUCCUUGAACCAGUAUGUACAAGGCACCGGGGGCAUAGCGGGCAUUCCACAUGUGCCCGGUCCUUUCUCUGCCUUCUGCCCAUCGGCGCUUUACGUUUAUUUACCAUGUUUUAAGCAAGCAUGUUUAGGAACUCCUCGCUUGCUGUGCCGGAAGCGACAGCACCUCCACCUCUGGUACCGAACGCCCUGCACUGUGUCAUCGGCACCACACAGCCAAGACUGAGAGCAAAAGACGCACACCUCCAAGUAAGGUGACUGCCAACUGGCCGAAAUACACCAGCACAAGCAGGGCUUCUGUUCAGGCUUUUCAACCUUUUCCUUACACAGAACUGAACCUUUUGCUGGAAAACUGGGCAUGUAUUCCUAACACUGUAAAAAUGAGUAUCUUGAGUAAUCUAACAGCUUUGAGAAGACUCUGGGGGCCAGUAUUAUCAUCACUUAGACUCCUUGCUCCUUUCUCAUGCAACUAUAAAAGAAAUGGCAAUGGCAGUGAAGACAGAUUUGUAACUAGUGUCUUUCACAUGGAUUUUCUUUUAAAAAUCCACAAGACCUUGAAGUCAUUUUUGUUGCAAAAAAGCCUUAAUUAAAAUAUUUCGCAGCUGCAUUUUGUGUGUUCUCUACCUCAAUGAAAUGAAAAUCUAACAGUAAGUAUAGCCAGUAAGUCACCUCAUGAGCGCACUAAAAAUGUAAAUUUGGGGAUAACACUCCAAACCUCAUCAGAAUCUCCAUGGCUUGAGACCUGAAAUAUGUGUGUCAUCAGCUCCCUUCCAAGCAUUUGGAUGCACACUCAACCUUGAGAACCAUAAAGCAAAAUACCAACAGGAAAUGUGGGGCUACAUAACUUAAUGCUUACAAUAUCACUAUGACUGCAGUUUUGGCUAUAUUCUCCCAUGUCCGUAACACCAAACGCGGUCAUAUUUAAAGCGUUUGUCAAUACUACGUGGCGUCUUAACAGCAUUGCUUUAAGCAAUGUUCUUCAGAAACUUUGAAAUUUGUAUUCAUGUGUCAGAAUUAUUAGGAUGAAAAAAAUACUCCUGGAGAAUUUCAAAUGACGGAAAAGUAUAGUAAGUUUAACAAACCCUUAUGUAUAUCAUCAGCCCCACAGCCACUAACCCACGGCUGUUUCAGUCCAUCCGUACCCUUAUCCGCCCUCCCUCCUGAUAUUUGGAAGCGAAUCGUAUGAUUUCAUCUGCAAAUAUGUGCGUUCCUCUAGAUAAGCUCUACUUUUCCUAACAUAACCGUAAAUACCUUUAAAAAGAACUGUACCUAAAGCCGAAUUAGUAACACUUCCUUAGAAAUAUCAGGGUAUUUUGGUGGGCAGCACUGGUGUUAAUGAUCUAUAAAUACAUCAAACUGGAGAGCAGUCCUCAGCUGCCUGCAGGGGACCGUGACGGUUCAGGCUGGGUGCAGGGACGCUGCCACACCAAACCACGGACUUGCCACCAAAGGUGCUUGCUCCCAGUCUAACACUUGACUCGUGCUGAUUCUAACGAAACCGAUUCCCCGCUAGAAUGUGUAUUUACUGAGAAGAUCAAGUUGAAUUAGACAACAUCUAGUAUUUCUUGUAAGAGCUCCAUGGAAAGAAAACUGGCUUUCAUCGCAAAGAAUUUACAAAACAUAUUAAGCAUUUUGCAUAAAGAACCUUUAAAAACCCUUGAAGAGAUACAAAAGAGAAAAUGCCUUCAGAAUGAGCAGUUCAAAGAUACACAGUAACUAAAUAUAUUCAAUUUAAAGCACCAAGCAAAGGCAGUUGACUUGAUCCUCUAAAAUAAGCAUUAAAGAAACAAGCUUUAGUAUUUUUUUUUUUUAAUCAACGCAAAAGUAGUUGCUAUGGUCUGAAUGAUUGUCCUCCUCCAAAUUCCCAUGUUGAAAUCCUAACCCCCAAAGAUAACGGUAUUAGGAGAUGGGGCCUUUGGAAGGUGAUUAGGUCACAAGGCUGGAGCCCUCAAGUCCUCGGGAUGAGUGUGCUUAUGAGACCCGGGAGGGCUCCCUAUUCCUUGUGCCACAUCGGGACACAACGAGAAUUCUGGGGCCUCAGAGACGGCCCUCCCUCGACCAUGCUAGCACUCUGGCCUCAGCCGUCCAGCCUCCAGAACCGGAGAAAUAGAUUUCUGUUGUUUGUAAGCUACCCAAUCUGUGGUGUAUUAUUAUAGUCGCCCAAAUGGACUAAGACGGUAUUUUAUUUUUGAGUAUUUUUAUAUACCAAAGAGUCUUCUUUUUAAAUGAAAUAAACUUUCUAAAGUUUAGGUCUACAAAGAUCAGCUGUAUGAUUAUUAAGUAUGCUUUUUUAAAGUUUAUUUUGGGGCCCAAAACAUGCACAUACAGAAGGCAAUGGGAACAUGAUACACAGAAAUAUGCCCAAGAACCAAGUUAUCCAAACAAUCUGUUUCUGUAAGCGAGACUAUCGUACCACACAUAGUCAACUAUAACCUAGCUUUGACCUGGCUUCGUCGUUGAAUUUUACUCUCCAGCCUUGGUAAUUUCCCUUGUGGUAUUUUCUUUCGCCACUAGGUGGCUAUAUGAUACCCUAUCUGAUGAGGACAAGUUUCUGCAGGAGAAAUCAAAUACCUUCCCACAAAAAGUCAUCAUCAUACAUACCAUCAUCACUUAUAUUGUAUAUUUCCUCGAAAAAUUUAGAACUGUUUUAAAGACAGAUUCAGUUUUUCAAACCCUUUACAAUGAAGUAAAAAAAAAAAAAAACCAAGCUAUAAAGUAUUUGCUUAGAUUAUGAAGAAUGUUUUCUAAGUAUAGAUAUUUUAAAACAUUUGGAGUAGGCCACUGAUGUGUUAAUGGAACCAGACUCUUAUCUGUAGUACCUAAAAGUCAUUUUUACCGGGCGUCACACGUUAUCAGCCAUAGUGGCACUAAUUCAAAUCAACGCAAUUCAAUCCACUGAUUGUUUUAAAAUUUCAAAUAGAACAACACAGGUUUUAAGAAUUUUAAGUACAUUUUAUUAACAAUGUAUCCCUUUGAUAAGAUUAUGCUUCAGGAGGCUUUUAAUGCCCUUGACAUAAACUGUACACAUUAUACAAAAACAAGAAAACCACACGCGCGCGCGCACACACACACACACACACAAUCAAGGUGAGCAAAACCAUUUGGGGACAAACCUUCUUUAAAUUAUACACAACUCAAUGAAAUAUUCUUACGGAAAAUAUAUAAAUACUUUUUCUUUCUAUGUUACAGUUGUACAAUAUAAAUCAGAUUUCAAAGUCUGUUCAGUGACCUACAAACACCAGAACCUCCAAAUAUGUAGCAGCUUAUUACUAAAUAAAAAAAGAAUAUCAUGUGGUUAGGGAGCAUUAAGUCCGAGAUUUUAUUCACAAUCCCUUACCACUUACCACUUUUCAAAACUAAUCUACACCAUUUGUUUUACAACGCAGCUUCAGGGUUUCUGCCAGGCCAGUAAUGGAACAUUUUUCAACUAUUAUCUACGAACAAUUUUUAUCUCCCCGCCUCUGCCCCAACGCUUUGUAUAUUUGUGCUAAAUCAACCAACUUAGUGACAAAAUUAUAAGGUAUACUUUUUGGCAUAAAUUAUAUUCUUCAAAUUAAAUAUUUUAUAAAAAGAAUCAAAUAAGAUGUGCAAUUAAUGCGUGUUGUGGCAUAGCUAUCCACCUACAUUACAAAAAUACUCCAAAGGGGGGUGGGGAAUCCACAUUCUGUGUGAGUCAUAUAAACCUACUAUGAAUGAACUCUACUCUGGAAACCUGGAACUAAAAGAAAGAAUGUUCCUAGAAAGAUUCUCACAGAUUUCAACGUUGUCUGAUAGACACUGCUAUCCAUUUCACUAGUAGGCUUUUAUAAGGAAACUCUCACUGUAGUGAUACUCUGGAAAUGAAGCUGGUAAUAAUGGAUUUCCUGAAUGGGGAGACAAGGGAGACCUUCCCCAACUUACAUUUUGGAAAACCUGAAAUGUUCUUUCAUCCCAUCAGUUCUUCUCCCAAAACUCUCUCAGUUAGUUCUACCUUCUCUUUUUUCCCAUGUGUAUUGGAUUGUUGAUCUGAGACAACACUGGAAGCAUAAAACAAAAGGGGGAAAACCUUCCUUCCAAAGGACUUUUCCCAACGUGGUUUACAAAGCUAAUCUCACACAAAGUUAGCACCUCACUCUUACCAAAAACGACUGUGGUUGUAAUCUGGACAAUUUGAUGGGUUUUUAUUGCUCAAUGAUCUGUGCUUUAAUGUGGGGAUAAAAGGCAUCUUCUGAAUGGAAUGAAAAAACAAUUUAUAUAAAGAGCAGUAGACAAAUCAGAAUAAGCACUGACGCCUCACUGUCGAACGCUUUACCACCGUGAUGUGCCCUGAAGAACUCAGCUUUAAUUACCUCAAGCCCUGGAUAAAAGAGCUGAAGACUAUUAAAGCUACUAUUUCAAAAGAACUUGUACACAUGAUGUUAGAAUAACUGGCAUAAUGAUGUAUAUCGAUACCUCCAGAGGGCCUCUAUUUUAAUGUCACUGUCUUACAGAACGUACUUAUGCUACUAAUCUUUAUUAGAAAAUUUUUUAUUAGGGAGACAUUUCCCCCCUUCAAAUCUACCUAGGCAUAAAUAGGAAAUAAAAGUAUAAGAAAUCUUAGACCAUAUUUAAUUAUCAAUACUAAUUUCUAAUUUCCUUAUCAUUUAUCAGUAUUUACUUUAGUAUGUGAAGCUGAAAUCUGUUCUUGAAAAAAAAUUUCAAUUAGAAAUAACAAUUCACUUUAUAAUUAGAUAUUCACAGCUUACAACAAGCACAACUGCCCAAAUUCCUCCCAAUUAUUCAAUAAUUACCCAUAGUACAAAUUUAUAUGGACUAAGAUUAAUUCUAAAAUCUCAAAAAACUACAGUAUUGACAUUAUUUUGGUACUUUAUAGUCUGGUAGUUAUUAUUUAUAGAUGAUUUUCUCAAUUAUUUCUAUUACCACUGACACCAUUCCUAAUCUUUUCUGCUAUAAUUUAAAAUUUUUAAAUACUAAGUUAAUCACUUGGCACUGCAUGUGAGCAUUUUGCAUUAAAGUCUUUUAUGCAAAUGAGUACUUGAAAACAUAUUAGACCCAUCAGUGAAACAUGGAUAAACCAAAUAGCACUAUACAUUUAAGUACAGACUUUUUUUUUCCCUUAGAUUACUGAUAACCACAAAACGCUGUCUCCCCAAACUAAGUGCUAUAGGCAAUUACUAUAAUGCAUACAUAGUCUUUCAAAGUAAAAGUCAAAAAACAACAACAACAACAACAAAAAC